Molecule: messenger RNA, 1116 nt
Organism: Heterobilharzia americana
Lineage: Eukaryota; Metazoa; Platyhelminthes; Trematoda; Strigeidida; Schistosomatidae
Source: the annotation of a GenBank genome assembly
AUGUGCAUUAAAAACUUGGGGAUAGAGCCAGUGUUUUUGUUGUCAUGUGGAUCUUUCAAUCCAAUUACUGUGAUGCAUAUGCGAACAAUGGAGUUAGCUAGAGAUAAAAUUGAAGAAUCACAUAAUCCAUCAAAGAAGGAGAACGCACAGUUAAGUGAAAUUGAAUGUACGGAUAAAGCUGUACUAAAUCAUGCUCAUCGACCGGUUGUGGUUGGUGGUAUAUUUAGCCCUGUAUCAGAUCUUUAUGGCAAGAAAGGUCUGCUUCCAGCCGCUAUACGUGUUGAGCUCACGCGCAUAGCUUGUCGUACCACAUCGAAUUGGUUGAGUGUAAGCAAUUGGGAGUGUUGUCAGCCAAGUUGGUCGAGAACUCGGGAAGUUUUAGAUUAUAUACAAAACUCACUGGAGAAGAUAUUUUCAGGAUUAAGUAAAAAUAAUGCAAGCGAUGAAUGUAAUGCAAUUUCGAAAAGUGAAAUUCUUUGUACAAAAGACCAUCCUCAUUCUAAUGACCAUUUAGUUAUCAAAGAGUAUGAGCAAGUGAAAAUUACAUCACUAGAAGGCAUGGCGACUAACUGUUGGCUUAAGAAUUGUCUUAUGAACAUUGUAUCUUCCGAAAAUUACUAUCAACCAGAGUGCGAUAAAAACCAAUCACAUUUUGAUGAAUACGUGAAUAACAAUUCCUCCACCGCUUUAUUCAAUGAGGAGAAAACUGGCUACCUUUUGAAAAAUAGUUCAGGUACUUGUUUGCUCUCCAAACCUCAUAUUAAAUUGGUAUGUGGUUCUGAUGUCCUUCAGUCAUUUUCAGUUCCAAAUUUGUGGUCAGACGAUGAUCUUGAAACCAUUGUUCGUGACUAUGGUUUGAUUUGUAUAAGUCGGCCAUCAUAUGACGCCUCAAAAGUUAUCAUUGAAUCAAAGAUUUUGAACAGGUAUAAGGACAAUAUUAAGAUAGUUGCAGAUGGCUGUCAAAACUCACUCAGCUCAACUUUUGUACGCCGAGCUUUAAGUCUUGGAGAAAGUGUUCGCUACUUAGUCCCGGAGCGUGCUUUGGAAUACAUUUAUGCUCACAAGUUAUAUGAGGCUAAAGGAAGAACCGUUGGUGUAUGUAGUCAGUAUUCAUGA